Molecule: messenger RNA, 279 nt
Organism: Dovyalis caffra
Lineage: Eukaryota; Viridiplantae; Streptophyta; Magnoliopsida; Malpighiales; Salicaceae
Source: the annotation of a GenBank genome assembly
AUGCACACUUCGAAUUCUAUGAAAAGAGGGAGACCCAAAUGCAUGGCAGUUGUUGCCACUUUGCUUGAUUUAUGGAAAGCGGGGUUUCAUGCUCAUAAGAGAAAGGCAAUGGAGAAGGUGAAGGAAUUAAGGAGGGUUUGGGUUUAUAAACUGGAAAGUGGGGACAAAGUAGAGGGAGUGGUAACAUGGGUGGGUUGGGGUAUGCCAUACAACCCUCUUGUGAGGGUAUUGCUUUUGGGGCAAUAUGAGCACAAGGAUGAAAAUGACUCCGUGGUCUAG